Molecule: messenger RNA, 2089 nt
Organism: Periconia digitata
Lineage: Eukaryota; Fungi; Ascomycota; Dothideomycetes; Pleosporales; Periconiaceae
Source: the annotation of a GenBank genome assembly
UAAGCCUGUCUGCCCUGCUAAUCGAGUCGUGCUGAGGGUUUCCACUUCUUUGUCUGGAUACUCACUCUCUCGAGAUUUCAUUCUUUUGUUUUGCUAUUUGUUAUCAGUCACUCGUUUUUAUUACCUUCGCUUGAAGAUGCCUCGAGGAAAGAGAUCCUUUCUUUUGACGUGCUUGGUGACUCUGGGUAGCACCAAUGCUCAAACGAUUGAGGUUGGCGGAAGUGUUGUCGCCGCCAACAGCGACAAUGUCUCCCCUGCCCAGGCAUCGAUCGCAGGUGCUGUAGGGCCGGCGCAAUACCAACUCACGCAAAGCGUGCUGGACGACCUCAAGUCGAAAAAACUCAGUAACUCGUCAAUAUUUGAUUUCGGGCCGUCGGGAAAAGUCUACUCAAGUGGAAUGUGCAAGCCUGCCCCUGGAGAUACAGACUGGCCAACCGCAGACACUUGGGAAACGCUCAACGUCCUCACUGGGAAUGCGCUUCUCUCUACUGUCCCGAUCGGCGCCGCAUGCUACCAAGGCGAACACUACAAUGCUGAAAGAUGCACCGAAAUUCUCGAUCGAUGGUCCGACCCGCAUCUACAUGCCGAAGACCCGACAUCGGUCAUGAACCCGUUGUACCAAGGCGCGACUUGUAUGCCUCAAAACGCGGCUACUGGUGGCUCCUGCGAGAUUGGCGGUUCAGCCUCCUACUCGGUCAACGUCAGUACAGUCGCGCAGGUUCAACUCGCGGUCAAUUUCGCCCGCAACACUGGGGUGAGGCUGCUUGUGCACAAUACGGGACACGACUACCUUGGGAAAUCCACUGGUGCUAACGCGCUCUCUAUCUGGACCCGAAACCUGAGAACAAUCGACUUCAUCGAAAAGUACAGCUCUCCGUCAUCUUCCUGGACUGGCUCUGCUUUCAAACUGGGUGCUGGCGUUCAAGUGUGGGAGUUGCUGGCAGCUGCGCACGAACACGGCGUUAGUGUGCUGUCCGGAGAAUGCCCGACCGUAGGUGUCGCUGGAGGCUACAUUGCAGGCGGAGGUAUGGGGCCGCUAUCGUCCAAACACGGUCUCGCAGUGGAUCACGUGCUCAGCCUGGACGUCGUGACUCCCGAUGGGACAUUCGUCACUGCUGAUGAGAAAACGAACACCAACCUCUUCUGGGCCUUGCGUGGUGGAGGUGGCGGUACAUUCGGGGUAGUAACCUCGGUCACGGUUCGCACGCUGCCGAAAAUGAAGGUUGCUGGACUUACUCUCUCCAUCUCCAUCGGACCCAAUGGAGACGUCUCCGAAGAUCUCUUCUGGGAAGCCAUCACGGGUUGGUGGCGUCGCUUUCCAAAGUAUGUUGAGCAAGGGAGCUACGCGUACUCCAUUAUCCUUCCAACACCAGAUGGCGGUCUCUCGUGGGCAUUGACUCCGUGGAUGGUCCCCGAUAUGACGCUUGACCAGUUUAAAGACAUGACAGCGGAUCUCCGGGCAGAGUGGGAGCGAAUUGGAUUCAAUGUCAACCUCAGCUACUUCGAAACCGAGAAUUUCUACGAUGCAUGGACCACGCACUUCCCUGAUGACACGGUGGGCGUACCAAAUCUACGCACCGCGUCUCGAUUGAUCCCCAGGGAGAACUGGGAGAAUCCCACCCUAUUGGAAGAUACUGUUUCCUUCAUCCAACGCGCUGUCCGCAAUGGCUCAUCGCUCAUUGGAUACAACAUCAGAGCUGCGCCAGUGGCGGAUGCGCCACCCAGUGCCACUGUCCCUAUUUGGCGAGACACAACCAUGUUCGCGAUUGUCGGUACCAUGUGGGACGCCACUCUUCCUGAUCUCGAGGUCGAUAUUGUCAACGAGAGAAUCACCAAGGAAUGGACUGCUUCCCUUCGAAGCCUGACACCCGGCGGUGGAACCUAUAGCAACGAAGCCGAUGUGAUGGACCCCGAUUUCCAGCAGGCAUUCUAUGGAUAUGACAACUACCAGCGCUUGAGAACUAUUAAGCACGAGGUUGAUCCUUGGGGAUUAUUCUACGCACCAACGGGUGUAGCGAGCGAGGACUGGACGGUGACCGACCAAGCGGGUUAUGUGCUCAAGCAGACAGGCAAACUUUGUCGAAAGUAA